This is a messenger RNA of Haliotis rubra (blacklip abalone), 2148 nucleotides long. RefSeq names its product spermatogenesis-associated protein 24-like. Gene Ontology annotation, cellular component: cytoplasm; nucleus. The record is from RefSeq and is a predicted model, not a curated record. Gene Ontology annotation, molecular function: DNA binding. Lineage: Eukaryota; Metazoa; Mollusca; Gastropoda; Lepetellida; Haliotidae. Bases 10 to 729 code for a protein of 239 amino acids. The transcript is spliced from 6 exons.
AAUUUCAAGAUGGCUGCCGAUGUUAGGGAAGCCAACUGUAUUGUGACGGGAGAAACCAGCCGAGGAAGUGAGCCGUACCCAUCGUCUAUGCCGUCACACCUCAUUGUCCAGAAUCAGUUGAGGGAUAUCAUUAUUGCACAGAACGAAGUUGUAACACGUCUGAGUCAAAAUGUCAGCCAGCAGGAGUCCUUUGUCAAAGAGAAUCUCAUCUCCAGAGAACAGCAUCAAUCAAAGAUGCAAGAACUUCAGGUGUCCAUGUUGGAAGAUUAUGUACCACGUGAAGAUUAUGAAAAGGUUUUGAAUGAUUAUGAGACCGAGAAACUGGAGCAUGCCCAGACCAAGGGGAAACUGAUGGAGGUAACAGAUAAGCUGGAGUUUGCCCUCGGUCAGAUCGAAGUUCUCACCAAGCAGCUCGAGAGGGAGAAAACAGCUUUUGAAAAUGCAUUUGGAAGUCUGAAAACAAAAGCAAUAAAAGAAACAUCAAAGAAUCAACAGCUGGAAAACAGAUGUCAUGAUAUCGCCCGACAGUGCAGUGAGAAGGAGAGCGUGCUACACCAGAAGGAGGAGGAGAUCCGUGUCCUGGAGCGCAAGUUACAGGACCAGGUACGGGUCAGCAAGUACAGGGUGAGCGAGCUGGAGGUACAGAGGCAGCAGGACCGGUACAUUGCAUCACUCAUGGGCGGAAAGGAAAAUAAGACCAAGAUCGGUACAUCCAAACACAAGUUCUGAAAGUCAGAGCUUGCAUGCAAGGAAUGUGACAAUAGGCCUGAUGGUGAUAUUUUUCAGCAAGACUGAGAGCUAUGUGUGCUGUUAGCAGGGCGUACAAAAUGGGCUUGUAAACUCUGAGAUAGUAGUUUCUUCUGUUUGGAAUGUAUGGCAUGACCCAGACCGUCCUUUGUGAGCAAAAUAUACAGCUGUAUUUUAUAGCCAGUAAGAUAAUAUGUCUGUGAAUUGAAUCUGCUAUCAUAAGAGCCUUCCUGACUAAUUGGGUAAGGUGUUAAUUCAUGGACCCAUAAAAUUAUAUUGUCAAAUUGGACAAAGGGAAGUAACUCUUAUUGGAAAAGGUAGUGGGACACAUACUAGAACAGUUACUGUUUUCAGUACAGCACCCUCUUCACCCACAUUUUGUGAGGUAGUGUGGAUCCAUUCUUUAUGAAUUAAUGUGGUUGAAAUGCUGUGUAAAUUGUCUAACUGGAAGUGUGGCAGUGAAUGCCUACCAUGGUCAGUGCCUAUUGGUCGAUAGAGAACCACCCAGAAAUAAUUGACUGGACCAGCAUUAGAUGAUCAUUCUGAUUGGUCCACCUUUAGGUGAUUCAUUGAAUUGAUUUCCCCAUUUCGAAAUGAUUGACUGGUGCCCAUUGAAAUAUUUGAUUGGUCCACAAAUUAAUAAGAGUAGGCAUUUAAUGUUAUGUUUUACAAUAAAGGCUUUUUAGUGUACAUGAUAGUCAUUUCUAAAGUGUCUUAAAUACUGAUCAGUAUUACAAGUUGUCCAUUAUUUGUAAGAUGAGGGAGGCCUCCUUGCAUGAUUGGGAGAACUGAAAUGCUGAGCUGUCAAAUUCUGUGAUACAAAGGGGUGACAGCGCUUUUCCAGGUUAGAUGCCACCUGAGUCAGUUGUUUGGCAACUGUAAAAGAUGCUAGGACGACUUUCUAAAUCGCAUUGUUUAUUUGUGGGAGGUACUAAUACGUGAUGAAGUCAUAAAGUGGGUGAAGCCCAUUUCUGGUGUCCCCCGCCAUGGUAUUGUUGGAAUGUUGCUAAAAGCAGCGUGAACUUAAACUCACUCACUCACUCUUAAAGUGGGUGUUCUGAUUAUGACAACUGUGGUGUUAGGAAGUCAAGUACUUCAUUUUCUCUCAAGCUGUGUAAGAUUGGGUGUUAGUGCCUGCAGGGUCACCAGGAGUUUGUUGUAAUUUGUUGGAACAGUUAGAACUUCUUGCCAUUAUUCACACCCUUAUUUCCCUGGAUGUUACAUGAUAUGUAUUAUACAUAUAUAUGAGUGCUUAGAUGGUCAUUACUUAGUGCAGAUAUAAUCCUAGAUGGUGCUACUCAUCAUGGUAUUGUGUUAAUGAUGCAAACUGCCCGGACAGGUGCCCUGGACAGGUGCACUCACAUGGUAUGUAGUAACAAUGCUAAUAAAUACUAUUUGUUA